Messenger RNA from Oncorhynchus masou masou (cherry salmon), 5848 nucleotides. It is a transcript of the gene plcd3b, whose product is annotated as phospholipase C, delta 3b. Bases 325 to 2775 code for a protein of 816 amino acids. The transcript is spliced from 15 exons. The record is from RefSeq and is a predicted model, not a curated record. Gene Ontology annotation, biological process: phosphatidylinositol-mediated signaling; release of sequestered calcium ion into cytosol; lipid metabolic process. Lineage: Eukaryota; Metazoa; Chordata; Actinopteri; Salmoniformes; Salmonidae. Gene Ontology annotation, molecular function: calcium ion binding; phosphatidylinositol-4,5-bisphosphate phospholipase C activity.
CCCCAGUUUGCCUCCAAUCCGUGGCAUGACAUAAUCAAAGAUGGGCUGGCUGUUCAGUCUCGCUUUUGCUCCAAAGGAAUAAAAUCAUGAGGCGCUGCAGUCUUGGAGAAAGCUAGCUAGCUCAGUUACGAACUAGCCUACAUGUUCUAGCAAGAACUUGAUGCAGUCUAAAAUCAAAAACAGUAAACUGUCUAUAAUCUCUCGGCGGCCUUGAAAAGCUGAUCUCGUUAAACAAUAGGCGUAUAUAGCUAGCUAACUAACUAACGUUAGCUAGCUAGGGAUAACCAGAAAGAGGGAGAGCUCAAAGCGGCAGCGUCUUUGAUCAUGCUAGGCAACGGCAAGAAGCCCGUGAAGAAUGGAGCCGGGACGUCCGAAUCAAAGACUAUAGACCCUCUUAAAAUUUUAGGUGUAGAGGAAGAUGAGGACGUGAAGGUAAUGCUGAAAGGCUCCAGCAUGGUGAAGGUACGCUCCCCACGCUGGCAGAGGAGACGUACGCUGAAGCUGCUGGACGAUGGAGUCACCGUGUGGUGCGAGUCCGACAAGUUCUCCAGCCGCUCCAAGGCCCAGCAGUCCUUCUCGGUCACGGACGUGGAGUGUGUACGCGAGGGCUUGCAGUCAGAGACCCUGCGACAGCUGACGGGCUCAAUUCCCGAGGGCCAGUGUCUCACUGUGGUGUUCAAGGGGGCCAGGAAGAGUCUGGACCUGCGGUGCCACACUGACGAGGAGGCCCAGCGCUGGGCAAGGGGCAUCAGGACCCUCCAGGAGAGGGUGGAGAACAUGACCCAGAAGGAAAAACUGGACAACUGGAUCCGUGGCUAUCUGAAACGGGCCGACCUGAACCAUGACGAGAAGCUGAGCUACGAGGAGGUCCAGGGGCUGCUCACCAUGAUCAACAUCGACCUAAAUGAAGAGUAUGCGCGCAACCUCUUUAAGAAGUGUGACCGGUCGUGUGACGGUCGUCUGGACCACGGGGAAAUCGAGGUGUUCUGUAGGGAGCUGUUGCGGCGGCCAGACUUGGACGCCGUUUUUAGCCGCUACUCGGCUAACGGCUGUGUGCUCUCCACCGUGGACCUGAAGGACUUCCUGAAAGACCAGGGAGAGGACUCCUCGCUGAUCCACGCUCAGAGUCUGAUCCUCAACUACGAGCUCAAUGAGUGGGCCCAGAAGAAUGGGUACAUGACGCCCAAUGGUUUCACCAUGUACAUGCUGUCCAAGGAGAACAAUGUGUUUGACCCGGACCACGCCCGGGUGUACCAGGACAUGACCAGAUCUCUGGCCCACUACUUCAUCUCCUCCUCACACAACACCUACCUCACCAGUGACCAGGUUACUGGCUACAGCAGCACGGAGGCUUAUAUCAGGGCUCUGAACCAAGGCUGUCGCUGUGUGGAGUUAGACUGUUGGGAUGGGGACAAAGGGGAGCCGGUCAUCUACCACGGUCACACACUCACCUCCAAAGUGCCCUUCACAGAAGUCAUUGAGACCAUCGCCGAGUACGCCUUCAAAGCGUCUCCGUACCCUCUAAUCCUGUCCCUUGAGAACCACUGCAGUGUGGAGCAGCAGGCGGUCAUGGCCCGACACCUGCGCUCCAUCCUUGGGGACAAGCUGCUCACCAAGCCCCUCAAUGAACAGCAGCUCCAGAGCCUGCCCUCACCAGAGGCGCUGAAAGGGAAGAUCCUGGUGAAGGGGAAGAAGGAGAGAGUGGUGGAGCUGGAGAGCUCCUCCAGUUCUUCAGACCUCAGCUCCUCGGAGGAGUGUGAGUGUAGCCAUGCAGAGAGCAAAAAGAAGGAGGAGAAGAAGCCGGGUGUCUCUAAGCUGAGUCCAGAGCUGUCAGACCUGGUGGUGUACACACGCAGUGUUCCCUUUAAAGGCUUUGACCAGGCAGCAAAGAAACCCCCUACAGAGAUGUCCUCCUUCUCCGAGAGCGAAGCCCUCAAACACGUCAAAGAAUCAGGGAAGCAUUUUGUCCGUCACAACAGCCAUCAGUUGAGCAGAAUAUAUCCCUCAGGACAACGCCUGCAGUCCUCCAACUACGACCCCCAGGAUAUGUGGAACGGCGGUUGCCAGAUUGUGGCGCUGAACUUCCAGACGGCAGGGGAAGAGAUGGACUUGAACCGGGGGCGCUUUUUACCCAACGGCCUUUGUGGAUACGUCCUCAAGCCCUCCUUUCUGACCCGCCCUGACUGCAACUUCAACCCCGAGAACACGGGGGGAGGACCCGGACACGACCCCACCCUCCUCACCAUACGGGUGAUUUCGGCCCAGCAGCUUCCCAAGCCAGAGUGGGAUAAACCCAGCUCCAUCGUGGACCCUCAGGUGUGGGUGGAGAUCCAUGGCGUUCCCAUCGACAACAACAAGAAGAUGUCCCCCCGCGUUGACAACAAUGGGUUUAACCCUCGGUGGGACUGUACCUUCAACUUCACUCUGCAUGUCCCUGAGCUGGCUCUGGUGCGCUUCAUGGUGGAGGACCACGACUUCACCUCCAGAAACGACUUCCUGGGACAGUUCACCCUGCCCUUCACCAGCCUCCGCACAGGUUACCGUCAUGUCCACCUGCUGAAGGUCGAUGGUUCCAGCCUGUCACCCACUUCUCUGUUCAUUCAUGUUAAGGUCACCCCCUGCCACAGUAGCCCCUCCAAGGCCUCAGCCAAAUCUCCGUCCUCAACCAAGAUCGUAGCCAUAUCACCAGCCAUAUCUCCAAGUACGUCCCAAGCCAAAUCGCCAGCCAUAUCUCCAAACACGUCCCAAGCCAAAUCGCCAGCCAAGAAGCAUUAAGUCUCUCCCCAGGCUCCACCAAGUAACCCAGGAUUAAGAUGAAACUCAUUCUGUCCUCUACUCUUAUUUUUUAUGGUGUAGUAAACAUGGUUGUAGUCCAUUCCCAUUUGAAUUUUGUUAAUUCUGCCUCUGCUUCACUCACAGUAUUAUUUUUUAAAGAGAACAUGACAACUAACCACUGUUCUUGGUUCCUCCCAACUUGAGUGAUUUAAGUAGUGGGCCCAAGUGGAGACGGUCUAUAUCAUCAACAGUGUGGCUGUCCUACUGUAUACCAUUCAUUAUCUAACAGCAUAUCUAUAGUAAUGAAAGUAAUGAACUUCGAUCUCCAGUAUUCUGUGAGACAACUGGACCAGGAUCUCUGGCUGGCUCUUUUGUGUGAUGAUUGGACCAAACACAAAAAGAGUUACCAACCAAUAGCCAGCCAGGGUAUUGGGUCGAUGGGACAUCCAUCGACAACCAUUGUUGAGCAGGUAAACCGUCCAAACAGAUCUUUGAAUAUUUUAAGCAUAUUAAAAGGACUGUUUUAAGAAAUGAUUAUUCACCAGUAUUUUUAAAGAAUCACAUUCUUACCGGGUGUAACGUAUUUGUUCCUUACAGAGAAGGUCACUCUAUACCGUCCUGGAUUAAAUUCUGGCCUGAUUUAUGGCUAAAGUUCAUCAAAGUUCAUCAGUUUUCCGAGCCGAGGCAUCUUUAGAGAUGUAACCAUAUAGAAGUUCGAUUUUAUAUUUAUCAUUUUCAUAUUAUACUUUAGUUAUCUAGUUGUUGUAGAUAGAUAUAGUUAUCGUAGCAAUACUAGAAUAUGCACUAUAGUAGAUCUUGUUGCCUUUUUGUAGCACGUUUUGAAGAUAUGAAAUAUAUUUACAAUAUGUUUGGGGCAUUUCAGAUUGGUCUAAGAAAAAAAUGUAUAACAAGUAACCAGGUCCAUGAUGUUUUCAAGUUUUUGUUUUAUGAUAUCACUGUUCAAGUGAUGUUCAAGUUCAAUAGGCUGUGUCUCAAUAGUUGGAUGUAGUUUCUUAUCCUGUGUCCUUAUGUCCAUGAUGGCCGUUCAGGCUUGACAUGUCAAAUGAAGUGUACCUUUCCUGAAAGCCUUGUAGCUAAUGUGGAACUUUAGAAUUUUUCUGACGUGGCACUUGAUGAACAGCAAAGUGCAUCGUUUGACAAAUCUAAUUUGUUCAAGCACAGAAGAUUGUUUUUAGAAUUGUUACUCUCUGGCAGCUGUGCGUCUGGGUUGUAGAGAGAAAUAGCAUGCCUCGUUAGCUAAGGAAAGUUGGAAAACUCACACGAGUGCCAUUGAUUUGAGUCCAUCCGCCUAUCAGUGAUUAAGGAAAGGAGAUGAAGGAAAAGGGUAAAGGAAAGGAGAAAAGUAAGUCAUUUUAGAGUAUUGAGACAGCCAGGUAUACUGUAGAAAGAUGUUAUUGAAACUAAAGAUGACAAUCUUCAACUUAGGACAAGAAGUGGGGUUAGUUUGAGACUCUAGCCUUUUAAAAUGUUUUAAAGUGAUUUCAAUGAUUUUAAAUACAUUAUCUAUUGUCCAUAAUGUAUAUCAUGUCAUCUUUGAAAGAAGGGUUUUAACAUCAAUAUUCUUGUUUAUUACCCAGAUUAGUUUUGUUGUAGAAUGAUUUGAUAGACAAUUUUUAUACAUAUUUGCUGUAAUGUCAACCAAUAACAUCCAUUUUAGAAUGCUUUUUAAGGAAUAUGUUUUUGUAAUAGUUUACAUUGUGUCUCAGAGUAGGAAUGCUGAUCUAUGAUCAGUCUUGUCUUUUAGAUCCUAAUGAAUACGAUGUUAUGGACAGGGGGGACCUGGUCCUAGGAUCAGCACUCUGAGAUGCUUUAUACAUACAUGCCCUGGUCGACUCCUCAAUGGUAUUGUAUGGAUUCAAAGAGAGAUGUGAUGUUUGUGUAAAAGUUGUGAAAAUGUCCUUCUGUGGCAAAGAUAAGGAGAAAAAUGCAUAUUCUAAUUGUUGUGCAAAAUACAAACAUCCAUGUCACGCUAUUAUAUAUGGUAUUUAUUGCACAUAUUUUGGCUAUAGCUUAUUUAUUUUGUACAGUGAUUUUCCAGGGCAAUGAAAAGUAUUGUUUUAACUCAAGGACACUUUUAGGUUUCGAAUACCAGACAUAUUGUAUCAACAACAUGGACCUAAGUGUUCAAACAAAAUGUGAUUUAAAACAAAAAAUAAUAAUGUUACUGGAGGAGAUGGAGUAGAUAUUGGAUGAUGAUGAUAAUGAGGAGGAGGGGGAGGGGGGUAACAGGGUUCAAUUCACAAAACUGACUGGGAAAUGACAGUACAAAUGUGUUACGUAUGUUAGGUUUAUCCUUUAGUUCUAUUGUAUUUUUUGCUCUAUUCAGUGCUAUUAUAUGACAUGUUACUGUCCAAAGUACACUUCUAACUGCCAUUUCUCUCUCAUUCUUCUGUAUUGUAUGGCACAUCUUUUUAAAACCUGUCAUCCAUCUUCCAUUAUCAGCGUGUCUGCAUGUAAUACAGGUCUGUUAUGUAGGAUUAUUAAAGGCCCAGUGCACGACUUUUGCGCCCCAAAAAAUCAGGGGGUGCUGCAGCACCCUCAGCACCCCUACUUCCUGCUGCAAUGUGUAUGUUUAUUGUAGGUUGUUCUUUUUAAUGAUCUCUUUCAUAGUGUUUUUUACUCUUGUACAUUUCAGAACUUUCAUUUCUUAACUUUAACGCUUGCGGUUAUUGAAUUCUGCUUAUUUAAGGUUUCCUAUCAUAGAAGAUUUAUUUACGUCAUGUGACUCGACUGGUACACUGACCAGGAUGUUGGAUGGUGGAGUCCGGGUGACCCAGAUGCUCUUGUGUCAGUUUUGCAUUUCCCUCACUAAUGGUUAAGAUUAGGAUUGGGGGAGAGGAAGCAGAUCCUAGAUCUGUACCAAGGGAAAACUUCUCCCCGGGGGCAUGUUGGAUUCACAACACUGUCAGAAUCUGGUACUAUGCAACAACAACUAAAAUAUACUGAUAAAAAAGUUUGAGUUAAAAGAAUUUGCGUUAAUGCAAUGUUUACAGUAUUUAUAUCUGGCUGUAAUAUCUGAAUCAAUUAAAAACAAAAAUAAAAUAAACGAAAA